This is a messenger RNA of Colletotrichum truncatum, 2604 nucleotides long. Lineage: Eukaryota; Fungi; Ascomycota; Sordariomycetes; Glomerellales; Glomerellaceae. The record is from RefSeq and is a predicted model, not a curated record.
AUGGCACCGAAGCCUUCGUCUGAUGGGGUUGUUUAUACCUACGACCACGCGUCCAAGGAGAAAGUUCGCAAGCGUGGCGGCACCGCCAAGCACAGAGCCGUCAAACUAGGUAAAGACGCAAAGGUCUUCUCCGCCACCGUACACUUCAAUCCCACGUACGAACAACUGGACGGAGCAAUCUACGUGCCCAAGGAUUUGUACAACGGCCUACCCCCUAUUAGCCGACGACGCCGCAAUACGCGCUCUACUACGUAUCGUCAUCGGGAUAGCAGCCCUGUUCUAGAAGAGAUCAUGGUGGAGACAAGCGACAGCGAAAGCGCGACAGCGGCGGUUAGAGACAAAGACACCGCCUCCGUGCGGCGCCAACAAGAGACCUCAGAGGACGCUCCAAGUUUUACUCCUUCCGCUGCGUCAGAUGCGCCUCCCAGAGUUGUCGUGUCGUCGCCAAAAAUAAAUCAGUCAUCGCGACCGCCGUUCCCCGUAACAAGUCAGCUACCGUCAAGAGGACCUCAUGACGCAGCCAUCCUGUUGAAUCCCGACUUUGAUAAUGCGUCCAUGCUAACAACCGCCACGCCUGGUUUCGAAUUGACCGCUUGUGUUGGACAUACAUCAACAUGGCCGUCCAUUGACAAGGUAUCAAUCGACAUAGUGCGCCAAAACAACGACUUCUUUGGCUGCGGUCAACCGUCAGGCCCGGAGGCGUCAUCAACAGUACCAUCGCUUAAUCUAUUCAACUUUCAGUCUGGCAAGGCUUUGUCAAAAGGCAAUUUUGUCGACUGGCUGUUCGACCCCCAAGCAAGUUUCAGCCAUUUCGACAGUACCUCAAGCAUCCCGUUCUUGGAAGGCGGCCUAGAGUCGACGUUCAACAACAACAUCCACUACGACUACGAUUCGCUUGACAGUCGUUCACAGCUUGACCAAAUACUACCGGUUCAUGUCGAGGCUAGCGACAUGCUUAUUAGCGAACAUCGCCGCCAAGAGGUCUUGCGUUGGCUGCAGGUCUUCCGCCAGAAACAACCUAAAUUCGAACAUCGAAUCCAUGACUUGGUGCAGGAAAGUGGCGGAGAUUUGCCUGCACUGAACUUGGAUAUGAUGAGAGACUGCUUGCAGGAAUAUUGGAAAAACAUCUCACCAAGGCUACCGAUCGUACAUCAGCCAACAUUUGCGCCCAACUAUUGCCCUAUCUACUUGGUAAUGGUCAUGCUAGCCCUUGGAGCCGCAUCGCUAAGCAGUAGAGACUCGACAGGUAGCCUAGAACAAUACGGAGGCUUUUCCGAUGUCAUAAUAUCUAGUCUUCGUUGGGAAAUACUUACCGCCGAGGAGGAAGCAUCAUCGUCAGAGGGACUUUUCAUCGCCCAGUCGCUUCUGUUGCUCGAGUUCUACGAGAAGAUGUUCUCUUCCAGGCGUUUCCACGAGCGAGCCCACAAAUAUCACUCCGCUACCUUGACGCUCCUUCGCAGAGGCAGUCCCCUCAUCGGGAUAGCAGGCAGUGGAUUCCCUCCCGAAGAACAAGCUUCGGCAUCCAGGAAUAGUACUUCGCUCGACUUGAGGACAUGUUGGGUCAGAUGGGCCGAAGCCAUGUUCGGUCAUACAGCAGAUAUAGCACCACAUGAGAUACGGCUUCCGUUGCCUUGCGAUGACGGCCUCUGGACGGCUUCCACGCCUGAAAUUUUUCGCCAGCUUGAAGGAAACUAUAGAAUGUAUGGUAUCAAGCAGGUGUCCUUCCUCGAUGGCUUGAAGAGCGCUCUGCAUGGACAAGAAGUAAAGACGCACAUAUUUGGCCGCAUGAUCAUCAUGUCCGGAUUGCUUAGCGUCGGCUGGCAUCUCUCCCGCCGCGAAUUACACCUCAAAUGGCAUGACCUUCGCACAGCAAGCACGGAGACACAUGAAGGCUGGAAGAGGAUCCUUCUCCGGGCUUUCGAUCAGUGGAAGGAGAGCUUCGACAAUGCUGUUGGGGCAGAUGACACACCGGAAGCGCCGGGACAGCCCACAAGCUCAAAUGGCCCCAUCCACUCCGCCGCCGUACUCUAUCACUUGGCACACAUCAGCUUCCACGUUGACAUAGUCGACUGUCAAUUAUAUGCCGGCGUAAAGCGCCUAAUUGGGAGGAAUAUCUCCACCGGGGAUCAUUGUAGCGCUGUCGCACGAAUAAGGACUUGGUCUACCUUUCCAUCGACGCGACACGCCGUGCUACAUGCGUUCAAGCUAUUAUACCGUGUCCUUGUCGAUAAGCGAGAACCAAAGACACGGAUUAAUAGCUUUGGAUCGCUUCCCGAGCCCAUAUCCGUCUUCUACUCUUGCCGCGACGAACCUGAUCCUCACCGACCGUGGAUCAUGUACUACGCUGCGUUGACUAUCUGGUCGUUUGUCCAGGCACAAGAGGCCCCUAGUAAAAACAUGCCGCCGGGACAACACAGCGAAAUUGCUCCAUAUCUUGCCCGCUUUGCGACGCUGGAUGAGCUGAAUGACGAGUCGACAAUGAACCUUAGCGAGGGAUUGGCCGAAUUGCUAGGCUUACUGGGACGGAUUCUUGAGCAGUCACAUUCGGAGCUCUUGUUGGAAGCCAGUGACCGACUAAGGUAUUGCCGAGAGACGUUAAGAUAA